AACCUCUCGUGGAACACUACCGACGAGGUGCUCCACCAGACCUUCGCCGCCUACGGUCAGGUUCUCGACUACAUCGUCAUGAAGGACAGAGAGACUGGCCGCUCGCGCGGCUUUGGCUUCGUCACCUACGCCACUCAGGCUGAGGCUGACGCCGCGAUCAACGCGAUGAACGAGCAGGAGCUCGACGGCCGUCGCGUCCGCGUCAACAUGGCCAACUCCAAGCCCGCUGGUGGUGGCUACGGCGGU
Cutaneotrichosporon oleaginosum is the source of this 246-nucleotide messenger RNA. The record is from RefSeq and is a predicted model, not a curated record. NCBI's taxonomy places the organism in Eukaryota, Fungi, Basidiomycota, Tremellomycetes, Trichosporonales, Trichosporonaceae.